Molecule: messenger RNA, 1152 nt
Organism: Salpingoeca rosetta
Lineage: Eukaryota; Choanoflagellata; Craspedida; Salpingoecidae
Product: replication factor C 4
Exons: 13
Coding region: 40-1077 (345 amino acids)
Biological process (GO): DNA-templated DNA replication; DNA repair
Cellular component (GO): nucleus; DNA replication factor C complex
Molecular function (GO): DNA clamp loader activity; ATP binding; DNA binding
Source: RefSeq, a predicted model, not a curated record
GCGCGCCAAACCGCUCGCCACCACUGCACCGACUUCGAUAUGGACAAGCUGAUGGCGAGUGCUGCUUCGUCCUCGAAGCGCAGCAAAGGAUCGACCCUCGCAGAGAAGCCAUGGGUGGAGAAAUAUCGCCCGAGGACAACGGCCGAUGUCGCGCACCAGAGCCAAGUCAUUGCCACACUUCGUGCCACCAUCUCUGGCGCAGACAUGCCACACUUGCUCUUCUACGGGCCUCCUGGCACGGGCAAGACCUCCACCAUCCUUGCGCUCUCACGCGAGCUCUUUGGACCGCAGCUGAUGAAGGAGCGCGUGCUUGAGCUGAACGCCUCUGACGAGCGUGGCAUCAGCGUUGUCCGAGAGAAGAUUAAGACAUUUGCAUCCACAUCCGUGAGCAAAGGCGUGGACGGCUACCCCUGCCCUCCGUUCAAGAUUAUCAUCUUGGAUGAGGCCGAUGCCAUGACCGCAGCAGCGCAGUCAGCACUCAGGCGAACAAUGGAGAAAUACAGCAACGUGACGCGGUUUUGUCUCAUUUGCAAUUACAUCAGCAGAAUCAUUGAGCCGCUUGCCUCGCGCUGCGCCAAGUUCCGCUUCAAACCCUUGUCACGCGACACGCUCGUCGGCCGUCUCCAGCACAUCCGCGACAAGGAGGAUGUCCAGUGCUCCGAUGAGGUGCUCGCUCGCAUCAUUGAUCUUGUCGACGGCGACAUGCGACAGGCCAUCACAUUCUUGCAGAGCGCAUCCAGGCUGUGCGGGUCUUCUGGCGUUGAGGUCCACCAUGUGGAGGAAAUUGCCGGUGCAAUUCCAAAUGCCGUCAUGACAGAUCUUCUUGACAAAUGCAGACAAGGAAGCUUUGAAAACCUGCAAGAAACAGUGCAGUCGAUUCUGCUUGACGGCUUCUCUGCAGACACCAUCGUGGAGGAGCUGCUCCAGCUCGUGGUGGAAGCUGACGAUAUUUCCGACACGCAAAAAGCGGACAUUGCACACAAACUGGCGCAGGUGGACAAGCGGUUGGUUGACGGCGCGGACGAAGAGCUGCAGAUUAUGGACCUGUGUGCAACCACCAUGCAAGUCCUCUCCUAGACCACCACACCACACCACACACACACACACACACACACACACACACACACACACACACACACACACACACACACA